This is a messenger RNA of Momordica charantia (bitter melon), 894 nucleotides long. RefSeq names its product protein TIFY 9. NCBI's taxonomy places the organism in Eukaryota, Viridiplantae, Streptophyta, Magnoliopsida, Cucurbitales, Cucurbitaceae. The record is from RefSeq and is a predicted model, not a curated record. Gene Ontology annotation, cellular component: nucleus. Gene Ontology annotation, biological process: regulation of jasmonic acid mediated signaling pathway; response to wounding; regulation of defense response.
GCAUCAUGUAAUGUACAUGUACCUGUUCCCUGCUGCAAUUUACCAUUAAAACCCUUUUCCCUCUCUUCUCUUCUCUUCUCCAUCGCCGUCGCCAUGUCUAAGGCUACUGUGGAGCUCGAUUUCUUCGGCCUCCAGAAGGACGCCUCCUCCAACCGAUCAACCUUACGAGGCAUUUCGAAGAUCAACCCCGACCUUAUCAAAUCUCUCAUCGGCUCUGCCUCCAUUUCCCUGCCUCCUGCUCUCCCUCACUUCAUCAGGCCGGACUCAUCUCCCAUGACAAUCUUCUACAAUGGAACCGUUGCCGUUUUUCACCUUCCUCCUCAUAAGGCGGAGAGCAUUCUCAAACUUGUUGCGGAAGGAAGAGAUGAAGCGGAUCCAACGCCUGCAGUUCCAUCCACCGAUCACCACCACCAACACUUGCUUGCCUCUCUCGACGGAGAUCUUCCAAUUGCCAGGAAGAAGUCGCUGCAGAGAUUCUUGGAGAAGCGUAAGGAGAGGAUGACUACGGCUGCACCAUACGGCUGCCCCAAGACCCAGACCCAGACCCAGCUAACAUAGAACAGAAGAUGAAGAUUACGCGUUUUCUGACACAGACAACUCUCUAUUCUUCUUUCGCUCCAACUUAUAUUCAUAAGGAUUUGGAUUAUGACAACAUAUCAUAUGAUUAUAUAAUCUUAUUUUAUUUUUUGUAUAACCAUAGCCCACAUAUUGUUAUGGCAACGUGUAGUGCCAGUGUUGGUGGUGGACUUUGAACCAUACUCUGCAGUUGCUUUAUUUUCUUAUUUUUUAAUUCAUAUGCAGCCUCCCUUCCUUUUUCUUGAAUCCCAACUUUAUGCCUUUCUUUCCUUCUUAAUUAUAAAGACUGGAAUCUGAUGAUUCAAAAUUGUACUCCAA